UCCAAUCUGCCGGCUGACAACAUACAGACAGACAGAGAGACAGACAGCUCGUCUGCUGCCGCAGAGCCUCUCGCGUCGGUGGGUCCGGUUGUCGCCAUGGGAACGGUGCUCUCUCUGUCUCCAGGCUCGGGGAAAGCUCGAGCCCCAGAGCAGCGCGUGAAGGAGGAGGAGAAGAAGAAGAAGAAGAGGCACCCGGUGCUGCUGCACGCGCUCAGAUGGAAGCAGCGUCUGCUGGCGGCGCGGGCCAAGAGGAAGGGCGGGAAGAAGGUGAACCCAGACGAGUUCGUGCACACGCACAUGCAGCGCCACACGGACAGCCGCCACCGAGCGCUGAAGGCCGGACACAGACCUGGACCCAUCCCGGUGCCCGUCCCAACCGUCCCGGGAUUCAACCAGAACCAGAACCAGGGGAGCCUCUCCCCACCCAGGGUGGUGGUACAGGCAUCUACAGGCGAGCUCCUUCGUUGUCUCUCUGACUUCCUGUGUCGCCGUUGUGUCAAACUGAAGGAGCUGUCGUCCAAUCAGAUCGUCCUGUGGUUCAGAAACGUAGACAGAGCGCUGCUGGUCCAAGGCUGGCAGGACCAGGUCUUCACCAGUCCUGCCAGUCUGGUCUUUGUGUACCUGCUGUGCCGGGCAGCAGUAGACGAGGACACGUCUUCGGAGCAGGAGCUGCACUCCGUCUUCCUCACCUGUCUCUACCUGAGCUACUCGUACCUGGGCAGUGAGAUCUCCUACCCACUCAAACCCUUCCUGCUGGAGGCCAGCCACAAUGCAUCCUGGGAGUCCAGCCACAAUGCAUCCUGGGAGUCCAGCCCCGAUGCAUCCUGGGAGUCCAGCCGCGAUGCAUUCUGGGAGAGAGUGCUGCAGCUGAUCGACCGGCUGAGUGCCGACAUGCUGCGGAUCAACGCUGAGCCGCACUUCUUCACAGAGGUGUUCCAGGAUCUGAAAAAAGAGGGACGAGAGAGAGAGAAGCAAGAGAAAGAGAGGAUGAAAGAGAGGGAGGAGAAAGAGGGGGAGAGGGAGAAAGAUGAAAUGAAAGAGAAGCAGGAGAGAGAGAAGGAGGAGGAGAAAGAGAACAAUGGAGGAAACAGCAUCGAUGAUCUGGAUCGUUAAGAGAGAAGAAAAGAGGAGACCGCAGUAUUUACACUGCUACGUUUCCCCCUGCUCUGGUGUUCCCCCCUCUC
Messenger RNA from Perca flavescens (yellow perch), 1184 nucleotides. Its product is annotated as cyclin-dependent kinase 5 activator 1. NCBI's taxonomy places the organism in Eukaryota, Metazoa, Chordata, Actinopteri, Perciformes, Percidae. Bases 97 to 1113 code for a protein of 338 amino acids. Gene Ontology annotation, molecular function: protein kinase binding; cyclin-dependent protein serine/threonine kinase activator activity. The record is from RefSeq and is a predicted model, not a curated record. Gene Ontology annotation, biological process: brain development; axon guidance. The transcript is spliced from 4 exons. Gene Ontology annotation, cellular component: cytoplasm; protein kinase 5 complex; growth cone.